This is a messenger RNA of Pantherophis guttatus, 2758 nucleotides long. It is a transcript of the gene TCTN3, whose product is annotated as tectonic family member 3. The record is from RefSeq and is a predicted model, not a curated record. Lineage: Eukaryota; Metazoa; Chordata; Lepidosauria; Squamata; Colubridae. Gene Ontology annotation, biological process: cilium assembly; smoothened signaling pathway.
AAUGCCUUUGUUAUGGCAGCGUGGCGGCUCCUGUUUCCAUUGCUGCUCUUGCUGUCGGAGUUGUGGUCGAAGACCGAGACUGACAACGUCACUCUAAAAGCGGAAAACUCCACGGAUGAAACGUCCCCCACUGGGACGGCCCCCAGCGAAACGUCCCUCCCCGGGACCUCCCCAAGCGGGACCUCCCCAAGCAGAACUCCAGGCAUGCAGACAGAAGAAAGUGCUGGCUGCCCCUGUGACCUGCAUCCAGGCUUCUGCGACAUCAAUUGCUGUUGUGAUUCACACUGUGGUUCAGAAUGCAACCUUGGUGCCCCUGGGUGUCCCUUCUCUUUCUGCCUUCCAGGCAGUACCAGAGCUGUGAGUCGGGUGUGUUUGGAAAAGUCCCUGAUUUUCCGAAAUAACACUCCCUUCCAUACUGAAAUCCUUCCAAGUCCUGAUGGAUGUAUAUUACUCUUCUGUGUACAGUUAAAUGAUUCCACGUUGAACUAUUUACAAGUGCCACAGAUGGUGACAAAAGUAAAUUUCCCAGUACUUUUAGCACAAUAUGGAAGGCCAUCAUUCAUCCGUCCAGAACAAGUUUGGUCUUCUUCAUCUGCCUUUUAUCAAGUAGGGGAUCCAAUUCAGAUUUAUUAUGCUGCCUCAUCUACACUAAGUGUGCUUAAGCAACCUGUGGGCAUUGGAACUAGUCAGAUUUGCACUGAUGAGAAUCCUGCUGGUUUCCUGGAAAGUAAAACUACCAGCUGUAUUAGGAUCUUUACUGACCUGAUGAGCAGUUGUACCUCUGACCCUGCAUUGGAUGCAGCUUCAUAUUAUCGCAACUUCAGUGUAUUGCAGGUCCCAGUCAAUUUUAGCGAUUUUCACCUCUUCGAGGUCCACAUUAUCCCACAUUCGGAGCCUGCAGCUCCUGUGCUGAAUGGUAAUACAUGCCACAAUGUUGUUUCUGAGGUGAAUUAUGAGAUGGAGUUUAAUGGGAUCCACGGAAUCCAAAAGGUUUACAUUCAGUUCAAAUUGACCAAUAUAUCAGGGAAUCCAGGAGUCACAUUACAACAGCAUUUUUCUCUGCAUUUUGGGAGCAGAAGAUCUUCUUUGACCAAACGAAGAAGUGGAAAUCCUGGCUAUAUCACAGGAGCACCACUAAGAGCUUUAUAUAAUGGGAUCCAGCAACAUGUAACCAUUUUACAGAACCAAGCUAAUGGCCAGUGCUCAGCAGCUGAGAGAUUUACAGUACAAUUUGGGGAAAACGUAAAAACAGGCUGCCAGUUCAGUAUACCCUUCAAACCUGAGGAAAGAAGUUGUAAUGACUUGCAGGAGCCAUUUUACCAAGCCUUCGAAGGAGAACUCAGCACAGGGCAUUUGGCCAUAAUUGGCAAUGCUGAUCCAGGCCAUCCAGAGCAAUGGACCAGAGUUUUUACCCAGAGGUGUAAAUUGCAGGAUGGGCAUUGUAUGAUUCCUGUUUCCCUAGAGAUUCAGGUGAUAUGGUCAAAUGUGGGCCUCUUAUCUAAUCCACAAGCUCAAGUGUUGGGUGCACGGUAUUAUUACCUCUGCAGACCUCUGAAGUCUCUCGGUAUAUAUAUGAACAUGUUGCCUUUGACAAGUACAGUUACCUUCACAGAUGUUACCAAAUGGCCAGAGUCACCUCAUGGUCAACCUGACGUUUAUAGGAAACUUCCAUUUGAUUUCUUCUUCCCUUUUAAAAUGGCAUUGAAUGAAGCUGUGAAUGGUUCAUGCAACUUUUUGGGCACUUUGCUGAUGUCAUUAAUGUUUUAUGGAAUAUUUGUGAGCUUCUAAUACAGAAAAAGAAUAGCAUUUCAUGUAACAUGGAAUCAAAAAUGGUUGCACAAUGAGUGAUAGAGCAUUUAAGAGAAUGGCUAAUUCUCUUCCUAAAUUCCUAAAGAAGGGAGGCUCUGCAACAUCUAUGUGUCAGAUCAUUGAGAUGCAUCUCAGCCAGUCUCAAGGUUGCAUAGAAGGUUAUGUGGACAUCUUGUAAACCAAUAGUCCAUAAUGUAUGCUAUGCAUAACAUUUAAUGUUUAGCCCCUGACAGCAAUUGUUCCAUAAGUGAUGCUGUUUCUAUUUAUGGAUGGGCUGCGUGUGACAGGCUUGCUAUCAGCCUGGGGGAUGUAAAAGUGGGGGUCCAAAGCGAUACUCGCAGGGGUUCUUUUUGUGUUCUGAAACCUCUGAAUUUCUGUCUUCUGUGCAACUCCUUGCCUUUCUUCUGCCUAAAGGCGUGUUAGUGUUGAACAGGCAUCUUUAGAUUACAAGUGACAAAAAAAUUCCUUAAUCAUGGACUCUUAGUAUCUUUUUUCAAGAUGAACUACAUCAAAAGUAUGAAGAAUCCUGUAAUUUUUAGUAUAUGUUUUUUCCUGUUGGGAAUAUGAUUGAGAUAUUUGAUAAAUUACAAUCCAGUAAUUAAUACAAAUAUUUAUUUAACAGCUAAUCUUUUAAUUAAACAAUGUUUAUGCUGUUGUUGCUGUCACUGUUUAGAAUACUAAUUCUUCAUUCAUAGAAUGCUCCAGUCUUUCCUAAAAGAGGGAGCCUGAAACAUGAAAAGCUAUAAUAUAAAUCUAUAUAGGUGCCUUAAUAUCAGAAUCACUCUUUAAAUUGAAAAGAUUUAAUGAUUAUUAUUUCAUUAAAAUAACAUAACACACACAAGUGUUGUAAUGAGUGUUUUCCACUCUCAUGUUUUAAUGUUUUAAUUAUCAAUUACUAUGUUGUAUACAGUUAUAUUUGCAAAUAUAUGCUUUGCAAUGGUGGUACACA